This is a messenger RNA of Necator americanus (New World hookworm), 258 nucleotides long. RefSeq lists its product as uncharacterized. Lineage: Eukaryota; Metazoa; Nematoda; Chromadorea; Rhabditida; Ancylostomatidae. The coding region runs from base 1 to 258 and encodes 85 amino acids. The record is from RefSeq and is a predicted model, not a curated record. The transcript has a single exon.
AUGAAAGGAGAAAAUAAAGGAUCUUGCAAAGUUAUGAUGUGCAGCUUCUCGUCACUACAGACGCUUUGUGCUAUGGUAUUCUUAACUGCACAAACAUCAAAUAACUGUAGCAGGGUCCAAGCGACAUGGAGUACGGUCAGUUACGCAAGCGGCAUCGCUCGAAGCGGCACGAUGGACAUAGCGGUUGAAAUCGAGGAGGGAACUACAUCACGAACUACAGCCGAGAAUGGUGUCAACAACGUUGUCCCCGGAUUCUAA